Messenger RNA from Dicrocoelium dendriticum, 638 nucleotides. The record is from the annotation of a GenBank genome assembly. Lineage: Eukaryota; Metazoa; Platyhelminthes; Trematoda; Plagiorchiida; Dicrocoeliidae.
AUGAAACGCGAUAGCGACCGUAUCCAGUUUGUCAGUGUGAUCGAACCGGUGUACGCCAGUCCAGCUUUUGGUAUAGCUAUGGACUCCCCACCACUACCGGAUUUUGGUAGUGUGAUGCAAGAAAGCAUUGAUAACGGGAAAAAAAUUUGCCGACAAUACAUGCAAAAGGCGAAAGAAAACGACUUACCCUCGCAAGCAUUCCUUCAUGUGGAUAGCAAACCAGGUGCUGCAAUCGUCAAAUCCACCAAGGAUCAUGAGGCAGAUGUCGUAGUUAUGGGCAGUCGUGGCAUUGGCGCAAUUCGGCGCACUUUUCUCGGGAGCGUCAGUGACUACGUGUUGCACCACGCUUCUAUACCCGUUGUGAUUGUGCCACCGGGCAAAUCCGAGACAAAGUGAUCGCGCAUUCCUUGUGGAGAUUUCCACAAACAACGAACCUAUAAAUGAUUCCAUUAUCGUGCCAUCGGAUUGCCUGGUGCAAUAACACAACGCUCGUUUAAGCCUACCACUUUGCUGUUAUCUCUGAGAUACCUGUAAUUGUUGCUUCCUUGAAUUUGCUCAGAAGAAAGCAGAUCACCAGUUAAGAAUUCUUUUCAGUAACUCUCGUCACAUUUGGACUGAGAAAUACACCAAAUUCUAUA